AUGGAUACCUUUGUUUUCUCCAUGGCACCGUCAUCUGCAAUCAUUGAUUCGUUCAUGGCUGCAUAUGUUUGGAAACGCGACGACAUUGUGGAGUUGAGAACAAGAGCAGGUUCAAGUGGUUAUCAAGGUCACAAAGAUUGGGCAGGAUUCAAAUACAUGUUGGGUAGCGCUCACGUUGCAGCAAAAGCAACAACACGGUCCAUGCAUGAGUACUCUCCUGCUCGUCAUUGGCCUGGAGCGCAAUGUCUAGACCCAGAGUCGGACAUAGCACUUCCUGGAGAAACGACUGGGGUGACGAGCAGCUACUAUGGAUGUAGUGACCAAGCGACAUUCGGUACUCCUGCUGUCAAGGUCUCCGCGACGAGGCCACGGCUCAUGACCACAGAGACUUGCCAGCUGACCGAGUCAGAUCAGACUCCAGAGUGGAGCGUUGCCAAGUCUGUCCGCUCCACUGCCCAAAAUGAAUUUGAAGACCUCAACACCAAACCCCGCGUCUUCGUGCAGCACACUACUCCAGCCUGCUCUUGGUACGGAGCACUAUGGCUCUUCGGUCCAUACUCCCUCGAAGAUGGCCUAGCCAGGCUUGUGCAACAACAAGGCUUGCGGCUUGAUGGGCGUGGGCGGGAGGUCCCUCUUCCGUCCGGACGGAUCUGUCUGCUCCCUGCUUAUCAGGAUUCGAGAGUCUUCGUCAGUCCGUCCCGCCUGAAAUGGAUAUCUAAGCCUCUUGAUAUGCUGAGUGAUGGACAAUCCAAAUCCCGAGCUUAUGCUUCUUCGGUACUGCUCACCGUGGGUCCUGUUGUGCCUCUUUCUCAGCGUGGACCUGAAUGUCCCGAAACUCAGCGAGAACUGCUUGGCACAUCUUGGCGCUGUAGAUCGCUUUGCCUCCUUGCUGCCUUGGCCCUAAUGUCAACAAUCGGCGACGAGUCCUGGAUCUCUGGGCGCACGGUGAAAAGCACCGCUGACGCAGAGCUUGUCGCACCCCACACGUCAGUAUCUUCGCUGUCUAAUUGGCCAUGUUGA
Messenger RNA from Pseudovirgaria hyperparasitica, 1020 nucleotides. RefSeq lists its product as uncharacterized. Bases 1 to 1020 code for a protein of 339 amino acids. Lineage: Eukaryota; Fungi; Ascomycota; Dothideomycetes; Acrospermales; Acrospermaceae. The record is from RefSeq and is a predicted model, not a curated record. The transcript has 7 exons.